Molecule: messenger RNA, 1275 nt
Organism: Vitis riparia (riverbank grape)
Lineage: Eukaryota; Viridiplantae; Streptophyta; Magnoliopsida; Vitales; Vitaceae
Product: disease resistance protein RPS2-like
Exons: 2
Coding region: 1-1275 (424 amino acids)
Source: RefSeq, a predicted model, not a curated record
AUGGCCCUUAAAAUAUCACAACAAAGGGAAGAUUCCAAAUUUUUAGCAAAGCCACGUGAGGGAUUGAAAGAGCCUCCAAAUCCUGAAGAAUGGAAACAGGUAUAUCGCAUCUCUUUGAUGGAUAACGAACUGCACAGUUUACUAGAAGCUCUAGACUGUUGUGAUCUUGUAACAUUGUUACUUCAAAGGAAUAAGAACUUGGUUGCCAUUCCUGAGUUCUUCUUUACAUCAAUAUGCCAUCUUCGAGUUCUGGAUUUGCAUGGACUCCCAACUGACAUAGAAGCGCUUAAGCAGCUUGAGGUGCUUGAUAUCCGAGGGACUAAGCUUAGUUUAUAUCAAAUUAGAACUUUAACCUGGUUGAAGUCAUUACGAAUGUCUUUGUCUAAUUUUGGCAGGGGAAGCCAAACUCAGAACCAAUCAGGAAAUGUUUCAAGCUUUGUUUCCUUGGAAGAGUUCAGUAUUGACAUUGAUUCGUCCUUGCGAUGGUGGGCCGGGAAUGGAAAUAUUAUCGCGGAGGAGGUGGCUACCUUGAAAAAGUUGACUUCUCUUCAAUUUUGCUUCACUACAGUGCAUUGCCUUGAGUUCUUUGUCAGCUCCAGCCCAGCAUGGAAAGAUUUCUUUGUCAGCACCAGCCCAGCUUGGGAAGAUCUCUCUUUCACAUUCCAAUUUGCUGUUGGUUACCAAAAUUUAACCUGCUUUCAAAUUCUUGAGUCUUUUGAAUAUCCAGGCUACAAUUGUCUGAAAUUCAUCAAUGGUGAAGGCAUUAAUCCUGUAAUCUCCAAGGUACUUGCAAAAACUCAUGCAUUUGGACUAAUUAACCACAAGGGAGUUUCAAGGCUAUCAGAUUUUGGUAUCAAGAACAUGAAUGAUCUCUUUAUUUGUUCAAUUGAAGGAUGCAAUGAAAUUGAAACCAUCAUCAAUGGCACUGGAAUAACAAAAAAUGUGUUUGAAUAUUUGCACCAUUUGCACAUAAAGAAUGUCUUAAAAUUGGAAAGCAUUUGGCAGGGCCCUGUUUAUGCUGGAAGUUCGACUCUUUUAAGGAUUCUAGUCUUACUUAGAUGUCCACAGUUGAAGAAGAUAUUCUCUAAUGGCAUGAUUCAACAGUUUUCUAAGCUGGAGGACUUGAGAGUUGAAGAAUGUGAUAAAAUUGAAGAGAUAAUAAUGAAAUCGGAGAACAAUGGAUUAGAAUCCAACCAACUUCCAAGACUGAAGACCCUAACACUCCUUAAUCUCCCAAGACUCAGAAGCAUUUGGGUUGAUGAUUCAUUGGAGUGA